AUUAUCUUGAAGGGCUUCCUUGACAGUUAAAAGUGCAGGAACCCUAUUUGCUUUUUGCACUUUCCGCCUCCUAUGAAUACUAUGUCUGGAUAGUAGUGUUACUUUGAACUAAUAAUUUGUGGAAUUGAGGGGCAGUUUCAAUAACUAAAAUGGCAGAUGAGGAGAGUUUAAAUGUUAAUGAAGAGCAGAAUGUCAAGCCGAGGCACAAGGGAAAACAUGACAAGCCAAAGCCAUGGGAUGAUCCGAGCAUCGACCAUUGGAAGAUUGACAAGUUCGAUCCUUCCUGGAAUGAGACUGGGUUGCUUGAAGUCAGUUCCUUUUCAACUCUCUUCCCUCAGUACAGAGAGAAAUAUUUGCAAGAGUGUUGGCCUAUUGUAAAAGGUGCCUUGAAAGAGCAUGCGAUUGCCUGUGAACUUAACUUGGUUGAAGGAUCCAUGACAGUUUCUACUACUAUGAAGACAAGGGAUCCCUAUAUUAUUGUAAAAGCUAGGGAUUUGAUAAAACUUUUGUCAAGAAGUGUCCCUGCUCCUCAGGCUGUCAAAAUCCUGAAUGAUGAGAUGCAAUGUGACAUCAUCAAGAUCGGUAGCAUGGUUCGCAACAAGGACCGAUUUGUUAAACGCAGACAAUAUCUUGUGGGUCCCAAUUCGUCAACUUUAAAGGCCCUGGAAAUUUUGACCGGCUGCUAUAUCCUUGUCCAGGGAAACACAGUUGCUGCUAUGGGUUCCUUUAAAGGUCUAAAGCAAGUAAGGAGGAUUGUAGAGGACUGCAUACAGAACAAGAUGCAUCCACUACAUCAUAUCAAGAUCCUCAUGCUGAAGAGAGAGCUUGCAAAAAAUCCAGCUCUGGCUAGUGAGAACUGGGAUAGAUUUCUUCCGCAGUUUAAGAAGAAGAACGUUAAACAAAAGAAAGUUAAGACCAAAGAAAAGAAACCAUAUACGCCUUUCCCACCUCCUCAGCCACCUAGUAAGAUUGAUCAACAACUGGAAAGUGGUGAAUACUUCUUAAGUGACAAGAAGAAGUUAGCAAAGCAGUGGGAAGAGAAGCAAGUAAAACAGGCUGAGAAGGCUGCUGAAAACAAGAAAAAACGAGAAGCAGCUUUUGUUCCACCUGAGGAAUCAAAAACACAUAACCAAGAUGUGUCCAAUGUGGAUAAGGAUGAUGUCACUGCCAUGGCAUCGACAUUGAAGAAAAAGGCAAAGGAGUUCAGGAAGCAAAAAUCAAUUGACAAGAUUGAUGCUCAGGAAUUUAUUGCAGGUUCCAGCAAGCCAUCUAAAAAGAAAUCGAAGAGCUCUAGAAAAGCCAUCUCGUAGGAAAAGAUUGUUAUUGGCUGUUGGUGAUUAUGAUUGAUGGAGAAAUUCUGUAAAACUUGCAGAUGUGUAAAUGUCUGUCUUGUCACUGUCUUGUAUCUUCAUUCAUCUACCGGAUUUACGUUAACAUUCUGGAGGACCUCCCCUUCCAUGUCAUCAGCACGGCGGUUGGCUAGUCCUAGUAUCUGGGGAUUUUGGAAAUUUCCCCCCUUUUAGUUUCGAUGAUAGCGAGGUCCAUAGUGUUGCUUUGUGUACCUGACACUGAUUAAUAGCGUUGCUUUGUGUCACAAGUAAUUUGAACAGACUGAUCAAUUGGAGUAUUUAUUAUGUGUUUAA
Lycium ferocissimum is the source of this 1643-nucleotide messenger RNA. RefSeq names its product KRR1 small subunit processome component homolog. Gene Ontology annotation, molecular function: RNA binding. Gene Ontology annotation, cellular component: nucleolus; small-subunit processome. The coding region runs from base 150 to 1310 and encodes 386 amino acids. The record is from RefSeq and is a predicted model, not a curated record. NCBI's taxonomy places the organism in Eukaryota, Viridiplantae, Streptophyta, Magnoliopsida, Solanales, Solanaceae. The transcript has 12 exons.